Schistosoma curassoni is the source of this 1165-nucleotide messenger RNA. The record is from the annotation of a GenBank genome assembly. Lineage: Eukaryota; Metazoa; Platyhelminthes; Trematoda; Strigeidida; Schistosomatidae.
GUGCUAUAAGGAAAGGUUGGAAUGCUAAUUUGAAACGGAGAUUUCCUAUCUAUUUUUCAAAGCGGGAUGAGUUAUCUACUACUCCUGAUGGUAUUCUGUGUUUAAACGAUCGUGUUGUCAUUCCUCCUUCAUUGCGUAAAUCUGUUCUUGAAGAUCUUCAUAGUGGUCAUUUAGGUGUUGAGAAAAUGAAGUCCUUGGCAAGGCUCACAUGCUGGUGGCCAGAGAUAAAUGCAGAUAUAUGUCGUACGGCAAACAAUUGUGAGAAAUGUCAUCAGUUGAAAAAUCAUCCUUCGAAGUGGGUGCCAUGGCCAGUAUCGUCUGAGGCCUGGCAGAGGAUUCAUGCUGACUAUUGUGGACCAUUUCUUGGUAAAUACUACGCACUAGUAGUCAUUGAUUCUUUUUCAAAGUGGCCUGAAUUUUUUUUCACAACUUCACCAAAUUCUGAUUUCACAAUACAAGCAUUAAGAAAGGUGUUUAGUCGAGAAGGUGUUCCCUUGGUGUUGGUGACUGAUAAUGGCUCACAUUUUGCUGCAGAUGCAGUCACUACCUGGUUGAACGGUAUAGGGUGCAAACAUCUAUUUACUGCUCCCAGACAUCCGUGUUCUAAUGGUCAGGCAGAGAAUUUUGUUAGGACAUUAAAGACUGCUAUUGAUUCUAUAGCCCCCUCAACAUUUAAUGAGCUGGAGAGGGGAGUAGAUACCUUUCUAUUGCAAUAUAGAAAUGCCAAACAUUCGGUGACGAAGGAGACUCCAGCGAAGCUAUUGAAAGGAAGAAUUCUUCGGUCGAAUAUGAGAUGUCUGGAGUCUGCAGAGGUUACAUACUAUCGAGGAAAUGAUCUUCGACCAUCUACGGGUAUUGUUCUGAAGAAUGUCGGAAAAUCGAUGGUGCGAAUUCUAGACAUCGAUGACUUAAGUACACACAGUCGACAUGUAGAUCAAAUACAAUUUCAGGAACCAGGUGAGUCAGUUCCAAUUUCGAUUGUUAAUUCUAAUGCUAAUGAGCAUAUUCUAGAUAAUACAGAAUCCUUAUCCAAUACAAUGUCAGACAGACUCAGGAUGAAUUUGAGAAGAAGACGUACGAUUGAUUACAAACACCUAGACUCCAAUUUAAGCUGUGGCGGAUGUGGUGUUUGAAUGAACCAAUGAUACCUUUGUACUUGUUGAAU